This is a messenger RNA of Recurvomyces mirabilis, 1665 nucleotides long. It is a transcript of the gene cut15, whose product is annotated as Importin subunit alpha-1. The record is from RefSeq and is a predicted model, not a curated record. The transcript has 2 exons. The coding region runs from base 1 to 1665 and encodes 554 amino acids. Gene Ontology annotation, cellular component: nucleoplasm; cytoplasm; nucleus. Gene Ontology annotation, molecular function: protein binding; nuclear import signal receptor activity. Gene Ontology annotation, biological process: NLS-bearing protein import into nucleus. NCBI's taxonomy places the organism in Eukaryota, Fungi, Ascomycota, Dothideomycetes, Mycosphaerellales, Teratosphaeriaceae.
AUGGCGGAGCGUUACAUCCCGGAGCACAGGCGGACGAACUUUAAGGCGAAGAGCACCUUCAAGCCUGACGAGCUUCGUCGGCGUCGUGAGGAGCAGCAGGUUGAGAUCCGAAAGCAAAAGCGUGAAGAAGGGCUUGCGAAGAGGCGAGGCAUCAGUGCCCGUGACGGCAGCGCUCCUGGUGCCUCGUUGGGGGCCGCACCGGACAGCGAUGAUGAAGGUGCAAACACUGAGAGCCAGCUGGACGAGGAUCUCCCACGUAUGGUGAGCGGCGUCUUCUCGGAGAAGAUCGACGACCAGAUCGCUGCCACCACCAAGUUCCGCAAGCUGCUUUCCAAGGAGCGCAAUCCACCCAUCGAACGCGUAAUCGAGACUGGUGUCGUCGGCCGCUUCGUCGAGUUCCUCCGCUCUCCCCACACUCUCGUGCAAUUUGAGGCAGCAUGGGCCCUCACGAAUAUCGCCUCUGGCUCAGCCCAGCAGACUCAGGUUGUCAUCGAAGCAGGAGCUGUACCGAUCUUCGUGGAGUUGUUGAGCAGCCCUGAGCCUGAUGUUAGAGAGCAAGCUGUUUGGGCGCUUGGCAACAUUGCUGGUGACAGCCCACACUGCAGGGAUUAUGUUCUUGCCCAGAACGCUCUGAUACCACUUCUACGUCUGCUUGGCGACAGCAGGAAGCUGAGCAUGCUGAGGAACGCGACAUGGACACUGAGCAAUUUCUGCCGUGGCAAGACACCCCAGCCAGACUGGAACACGAUCGCCCCUGCACUCCCCGUCCUUGCCAAGCUGGUCUACUCUCUCGACGAUGAGGUUCUGAUCGACGCCUGCUGGGCUAUCUCCUAUCUCUCUGAUGGUAGCAACGACAAGAUACAAGCUGUCAUCGAGGCCAACAUCCCACGCCGACUUGUGGAAUUGCUCAUGCACUCCUCAACCUCUGUGCAGACCCCAGCCUUACGCUCUGUGGGUAACAUCGUGACUGGUGACGAUGUUCAGACUCAGCUCAUCAUCAAUUCUGGUGCUCUUGCGGCUCUCCUUUCGCUCCUUAGCUCGCCGAAGGAUGGCAUUCGCAAGGAAGCGUGCUGGACUAUUUCCAACAUCACGGCAGGCAACAGCACUCAGAUCCAGGCUGUAAUCGAUGCUAAUAUUAUGCCGCCACUCAUCCACCUGCUCAGCCAUGGCGACUUCAAGACUAGAAAGGAGGCCUGCUGGGCCAUUUCCAAUGCCACUAGCGGUGGCCUACAAAAGCCAGAUCAAAUCCGCUAUCUCGUCCAGGGCGGCGCUAUCAAGCCACUCUGCGAUCUGCUCACCUGUCCUGACAACAAAAUCAUCCAAGUCGCUCUUGAUGGUCUGGAGAACGUCCUCAAGGUCGGCGAUAUGGACAAGGAGGCCGCUGAGGGCACAAGUGAGCAGCCACCAGUCAACCGCUAUGCCCUGUUCAUUGAAGACUGCGGUGGUAUGGAGAAGAUCCACGACUGCCAGAACAAUAGCAAUGAGGAGAUCUACAUGAAGGCGUACAAUAUUAUCGAGAAGUAUUUCUCUGACGAUGAGGGCGAGGCUGAUGCAGGCGAUUUGACAUCCCAGCAGGGCCAGGAUGGUCAGUUCGGCUUCGGCAACCAGCAACAGCAGCAGAACUUCCAGUUUGCCAACGGCGGUGACAACAGCAUGGAGAUGUAG